CUUUUGGUACUUUUCUUUGAUUGGGUCACCCGGCUGGGUCCUUUGUGGGAGGACGAUAUUUCUGUUUAUAGGAUGUGUUGGUGCGGUAAUUUUUUCCCGCUCGGGGCCAGCGAGAGCGGUGGGUGCGCAGGAGCGGCCGGCCUACGGGGACGUGACCGGCCCUUAGGACCCAGCGCGUGCCCUUUGUUCCCCGCGGGCCGAGCCGGGCCGGGCGGGGGCGCCGAGGGCGGGGCGUCCACUCCGAGGGGUGGGGCCGCGCGCGCGCCGCCGGGAGGCAGGGUCCCCCUCUCCCCCACCCCUCCCGCACCCCGGCCUCGCGCCCCCGCGCGCGCACACUCGCGAGUCCAGGCGGCAUGCAAAUGAGCCCGGCUCCAGUGCCCAGACCCAAGCCCCCCACUGCUCAAUGGACACCCCCAGCCCAGACCCGUGGCCUUCGCCUUUGCCUGAGGAAGAAGAGAAACCUCUGGCCUUACCUCCUCCUGUUCCCCGGGGCCGCCGAGGCCGAAGUCUUGGGGGGGCCACCUCCUCCCACCGGACGCUCAAGGCCUCCCUCCCGCGCAAGCGGGGCCGCCCCGCCAAGUCAGAGCAGGAGCCCCCCCUGGCACAGGGGGUGAGCGCCCCGGUGGGCAGUGGCGAUAGCAGUGACCUCCUGCUGAUCGACGAUCAGGGUGUGCCCUACACGGUCUCCGAAGGGUCAGUGGCCAGCGGGCCCGAUAGCUCCGGCCCCGGCCCUAAGAAGGCCCCGCACUUCUGCCCGGUGUGCCUUCGGGCCUUCCCCUACCUCUCCGACCUGGAGCGUCACAGCAUCUCACACUCAGAGCUGAAGCCGCACGAGUGCAAGGAUUGCGGCAAGACCUUCAAGCGGUCCAGCCACCUGCGGCGGCACUGCAACAUCCAUGCGGGCCUGCGGCCCUUCCGCUGCCCGCUCUGCCCGCGCCGUUUCCGAGAGGCGGGCGAGCUGGCCCACCACCACCGCGUCCACUCCGGCGAGCGCCCCUACCAGUGCCCGGUGUGCCGGCUGCGCUUCAUGGAGACCAACACGCUCCGGCGCCACGCCAAACGCAAGCACCCCGAGGCCAUGGAGGCACCUCUGUGUCCUCCGGACCCAGAGCCUGAAGCGCAGUGGGACGACGACGGUAUCCCGGCCACGGCAGGGGCCGAUGACGACGAGGAAGAGCUGGAGGGGAAGGAGCUGGCCUGACCCACACCCCCGGCCACAGCUCCCUGGGCCACGUUUAGAGCUGGGCGUGCCGCGGGUGCGGGGCCUGGGCAGCGAGGCCGGGACACCUUGUCUGGUGGUCUUCCCGUUGUGGGAGUGGGCUGAGGGUGCAGACCUCAACUUCUGGACCCUGCUGCCUUCUACCACCCUCCCCCGGACUGACAGGCCUGUGGAGGCAGGGACUGUGGAAAUAAAUCUCUGCCUACUGCCCA
Messenger RNA from Capra hircus (goat), 1431 nucleotides. It is a transcript of the gene ZNF524, whose product is annotated as zinc finger protein 524. Gene Ontology annotation, molecular function: DNA-binding transcription factor activity, RNA polymerase II-specific; RNA polymerase II cis-regulatory region sequence-specific DNA binding. The coding region runs from base 404 to 1201 and encodes 265 amino acids. NCBI's taxonomy places the organism in Eukaryota, Metazoa, Chordata, Mammalia, Artiodactyla, Bovidae. The record is from RefSeq and is a predicted model, not a curated record. Gene Ontology annotation, biological process: regulation of transcription by RNA polymerase II. The transcript has 2 exons. Gene Ontology annotation, cellular component: nucleus.